AUGCCCACCGGGGCCCCGGGGCCGGGCCAGGUGUACAAACAGCUGGAAGCCCGCCACCGUGUCAGCUCCCCGGGCGGGAGCAACCAGCCCGGCCCCGCAGUGUCCGGGGCCGGGGCGCUCUCCGGCCAUCAGGGCAGCGGCACCGGCCCGCCGGGCCCCGCGAGGAUGCUACCGAGUGGCGGCCCCCAUCCCCGCCGCGUGCGCACGCGCAUCGCCAGCCAAGACGCCGCCAUCGACCGCGAGCACCCCCUGGCGCCGGGCCAGCGCGCCGCGGCACCGAGCGCAGACCGAGGCGCCGGCCUCAUCGCCGCGAACGCCGGGGGCGGGUCGGACUCCUGGGCCGGCUAG
Molecule: messenger RNA, 348 nt
Organism: Fonticula alba
Lineage: Eukaryota; Rotosphaerida; Fonticulaceae
Exons: 2
Coding region: 1-348 (115 amino acids)
Source: RefSeq, a predicted model, not a curated record